CACAUACAAAACAAAAAGCUUCCUUCAAAUUGAUUCAUUCAUUCAUACCCUUUUUGUGGUUGUUUUUAUUAGGCUUCUCACAAAAAAUGGAAGAAACCAAAUCAAGGUUCAAGAGGAUUUGUGUGUAUUGUGGAAGCAGUUCCGGAAACAAAGCUAGUUACCAGGAAGCUGCUGUUCAACUUGGAAAAGAGCUGGUUGAGAAAAGGAUUGAUCUUGUGUAUGGAGGUGGGAGUGUGGGGUUGAUGGGGCUUGUUUCUCAGGCUGUUCAUGAUGGUGGCCGCCAUGUCCUAGGGGUUAUCCCCAAAAGUCUCAUGCCAAGAGAGAUAACUGGUGAUCCAAUUGGUGAAGUGAGAGCAGUAUCUGAUAUGCACCAAAGGAAAGCUGAGAUGGCUCGUCAAGCUGAUGCCUUCAUUGCCCUACCUGGUGGUUAUGGAACACUUGAGGAAUUGCUGGAAAUUAUUACAUGGGCUCAGCUUGGUAUCCAUAGCAAACCGGUGGGGCUGUUGAAUGUGGAUGGGUUUUACAAUUCAUUGUUAAGUUUCAUAGACAAAGCCGUUGAUGAAGGCUUUAUUUCUCCAAAGGCACGUCGCAUAAUUGUGUCAGCUCCCACAGCCAAACAAUUGGUCACAGAACUUGAGGAACAUGUACCUGAACAAGAUGAGGUUGUAUCCAAGUUGGUUUGGGAAGAGAGGCUAAAUUACGUGCCUGAAUCAGAAGUUGCCAUGUGAUUAAAUGAUCAAAGAUCAAGACUCUUAAUUAGUAGUUGGAGGAAAUUGAUGAAGAAAAAAAAUUAAAAUCCUACAAUAGCUUUAUUUUUUGGUUUAUUUAUUAUAUGUAUUUUGGGUAAAUAUUAUUAUAUAUAAAUAUAUAAGAGUCACACAUGGGCAUUUUAGGAACCGUAGGAAAUUCAAUACAUCAUCCUUUUUUUUUUUUUGUUCUUUUUGGUUUUUCCAACUUUAGUGGUUGAUGAUGAUGCCCCCUAGUAAGUGGUAGUAGUAUACACAAAAAUGAGGGUAGUCCAAAAAAAU
Molecule: messenger RNA, 1028 nt
Organism: Arachis duranensis
Lineage: Eukaryota; Viridiplantae; Streptophyta; Magnoliopsida; Fabales; Fabaceae
Product: cytokinin riboside 5'-monophosphate phosphoribohydrolase LOG7
Exons: 7
Coding region: 87-728 (213 amino acids)
Biological process (GO): cytokinin biosynthetic process
Cellular component (GO): cytosol; nucleus
Molecular function (GO): hydrolase activity, hydrolyzing N-glycosyl compounds
Source: RefSeq, a predicted model, not a curated record